This is a messenger RNA of Loxodonta africana (African savanna elephant), 5962 nucleotides long. RefSeq names its product transforming growth factor beta receptor 1 (gene TGFBR1). The record is from RefSeq and is a predicted model, not a curated record. Gene Ontology annotation, biological process: transforming growth factor beta receptor signaling pathway; protein phosphorylation; heart development. Gene Ontology annotation, cellular component: activin receptor complex; plasma membrane. The coding region runs from base 48 to 1547 and encodes 499 amino acids. Gene Ontology annotation, molecular function: SMAD binding; activin binding; ATP binding. Lineage: Eukaryota; Metazoa; Chordata; Mammalia; Proboscidea; Elephantidae. The transcript is spliced from 9 exons.
CGGCGGCCGGGCCGGGCCGGGCCACAGGCGGCGGCGGCGGCGGGACCAUGGAGGCAGCGGCUGCUGCUCCGCGUCCCGGGCUGCUCCUCCUCGUGCUAGCUGCGGCGGCGACGCUGGUCCCAGGGACGACGGCAUUACAGUGUUUCUGCCACCUCUGUACGAAAGACAAUUUUACAUGUGUGACAGAUGGCCUCUGCUUUGUCUCUGUCACAGAGACCACAGACAAAGUUAUACACAACAGCAUGUGUAUAGCGGAAAACGACUUAAUUCCUCGAGACAGGCCAUUUGUAUGUGCGCCCUCUUCAAGAACUGGGUCUGCAACUACAACAUAUUGCUGCAAGCAGGAUCAUUGCAAUAAAAUAGAACUCCCAACUCCUGUAAAGCCGACAUCCGGCCUUGGUCCCGUUGAACUGGCAGCUGUCAUCGCUGGACCAGUGUGCUUCGUCUGCAUCUCGCUCAUGUUGAUGGUCUAUAUCUGCCAUAACCGCACUGUCAUUCACCAUCGAGUGCCCAACGAAGAGGAUCCUUCAUUAGAUCGCCCUUUUAUUUCAGAGGGUACCACAUUGAAAGAUUUAAUUUAUGAUAUGACAACAUCAGGUUCUGGAUCAGGUUUACCAUUGCUUGUUCAGAGAACAAUCGCAAGAACUAUUGUAUUACAAGAAAGCAUUGGCAAAGGUCGAUUUGGAGAAGUUUGGCGAGGAAAGUGGCGGGGAGAAGAAGUCGCUGUUAAAAUAUUUUCCUCUAGAGAAGAACGCUCAUGGUUUCGCGAGGCAGAGAUUUAUCAAACUGUAAUGUUACGUCAUGAAAACAUCCUGGGAUUUAUAGCAGCAGACAAUAAAGACAAUGGCACAUGGACCCAGCUCUGGUUGGUCUCAGAUUAUCAUGAGCAUGGAUCUCUUUUUGAUUACUUGAAUAGGUACACAGUUACCGUGGAAGGAAUGAUAAAACUCGCUCUGUCCACAGCAAGUGGGCUUGCGCAUCUUCACAUGGAGAUUGUUGGUACCCAAGGAAAACCAGCCAUUGCUCAUAGAGAUUUGAAAUCAAAGAAUAUCUUGGUAAAGAAGAAUGGAACUUGCUGUAUUGCAGACUUGGGACUGGCAGUAAGACACGAUUCAGCCACUGAUACAAUUGAUAUUGCUCCAAAUCACAGAGUGGGAACAAAAAGGUACAUGGCCCCUGAAGUUCUAGAUGAUUCCAUAAAUAUGAAACACUUUGAAUCCUUCAAACGUGCUGACAUCUAUGCAAUGGGCUUAGUAUUCUGGGAAAUUGCUCGACGAUGUUCCAUUGGUGGAAUUCACGAAGAUUACCAGCUGCCUUAUUAUGAUCUUGUACCUUCUGAUCCAUCAGUUGAAGAAAUGAGAAAAGUUGUUUGUGAACAGAAGUUAAGGCCAAAUAUUCCAAACAGAUGGCAAAGCUGUGAAGCCUUGAGAGUAAUGGCUAAAAUCAUGAGAGAAUGUUGGUAUGCCAACGGAGCAGCCAGACUUACAGCUUUGCGGAUUAAGAAAACGUUAUCACAACUCAGUCAACAGGAAGGCAUCAAAAUGUAACUCUGCAGCUUUGCCUGAACUCUGCUUUUUCUUCAGAUCCACUCCUGGGCUUUCGUUUGGGGGGUCAGUUGUUAUACCUCACUGAGAGGGAGCAGAAGGAUAUUGCUUCCUUUGGCACCAGUGUAAUAAGGCCAAUUAAGAAACCUCCCGGGAUUUCUUUGGAUCCAGGAAACAGCCAUGUGGGUCCUUCCUGUGCACUAUGAAUGCUUUCCCAGGACACUUACAAAAUGUUGUGUAGUCUACCUUUAUUUUUUAUUAACACAAAACUUGUUUUUUUAAAAAGAUGAUUGCUGGUCUUAACUUAAGUAACUCCUUUGUGCUGAAGAUCAUCUUUAAUGGUAAAGGAGCCGAAUUGCUGAGUUACAUGAAAUAUUUCUUAUUUUUUAAAGAAAGUGAUUUACUCCUGGUUAGUACAUUCUCAGGAUGCUGAACCACUGAAGGGUUUCCUUGAAUCAGACUUUGAAUGUACUGUUCUAUAAUUUUCAGGAUCUUAAAACUAACACAUAAAACUCUUUAUCUUGAGUCUAAAAAUGACCUCAUAUAGCAGUGAGGAACAUAAUUUAUGCAAUCAUGUUUUGUAUACGAUUAUUGUUCUUUCACGUAUUCAGAACAUUACAUGCCUUCAAAAUGGGAUUGUACUAUACCAGUAAGUGCCACUUCUGUGUCUUUCUAAUGGAAAUCAGUGAAAUAACUUAAAGUCUGUGUGUUUUAAAACCCCAGUGUCUGAAUUCAAAAAGUUUAUCUGGGUAAUCCAUACUUUCUUGUGUUUUCAAGGGUUUUUGUGGUGUGUCGUUUGGUAUUCCAUUUUUCAAAUGCCUUUCUCCUACCAAAAUGUGCUUAAAGCACUAAAGAAGUGAAGUGGAUUAAUUGGUAAAUUGUUAUGGUCGUGUUGAAUAUUCUCACAUCAAGCUUUCCCAUUUUAAUUGCUCUAUCUUAAGAAUACUUUAUAAAAAAAAAAAAUCAAGUGGCACUCUCUAACUCUGUAGAUGCUUAUAGUACUUUAAUAAUUUAAAAUUCGUAGCAUACAGACUAAUUUUCCUAAAAGGGAAAGUUUGUCUGGCUACUUGUGAAAAGUUGUAUGGCAUUCAGUAAGCCAUUUUUUUCUUUAUCUGAUCAAAGGCAGUGUUAUUUUUUUAAGACAUGAAUUACACUUAAAAUUAGAAUAUGGUUAAUAUUAAAUAAUAGACAUCUUUCUAGGAAGGUUAAAAUAAUUAAUAAUUUGACUAGAUAACAGGUGUGCAAGAGUCACGUCGUUCUGUAGGAGCAAACAUUUGGUGGAUUCUCUGUCUUUGUAACUAAGGUUGGAGGUGGUGUGGUUUUGAGGUCUCAAUGCACUUUUAGAAAGGCAGCUUUUAAUUUAGUCUUUCCUUCUUCAGUGUGCAGAUAUUGCAGCUGCUUAAUUUGCAUAGUUACGUAAUGAAUUCAAUGCAUCCUCGAUAUUUAGGAGAGGUGGUAGCUAAAGAAUAUUCUGAAUAUAGGUUUUCCAUUUACAGAUGCUUUCAAUCAAAUGUUUUAAAGCAAACUUAUUGUGGUCUUCUCACAUUAAGUUGAACCCAGCUUGUAAUAACUGGUUUUUACUUCCAGUGCUAUAAAGUCUUUGUAGGGUUUUCACAGUUUUCAAAGUCCUUUUUAUCACUGUGAUCUUGUUCUGGGGAAAAUAAAAGUAUCAUAGCUGUGAGGCAAGACUUUGAUUUUUAUAGUGCUAUCAAUGUCCGGAUAAAAGGGUCAGAAUAACCUUUACAGUGUUUCGGUCAGUAAGAGAUGGUGACCUGAGUUCCAUUCUGAUAAUGUCUUAUCUCUUAUGCAUAGUAAGAAUGAGUUUGAAAGACUUAUUUGGUCUUAAAACCAAAGUAAUCUUAGAAUAAAUGACUUUACAUAGGAAUUUAAUGUCAAUUUCAUGUGUUAAAAAAACAUCAUGGGGAAAAUGUGCUUAGAGGUUAUUUAAUAUUUUGACUACAAAUUUGAGUUUUUUCUGUAGUUACCAUUAUUUCAUUGAAGCAAAUGAAUGAGUUUGAGAGGUUUGUUUUUAUAGUUGUGUUACAUUUCCUGUUUAAUAAUCUCUAGCUCUGUGAUCAGGUACUUUUUUUUUUUUUGGACAUUUCCAAGCCUGCCAUAUCUGCUUUAUGAAAUCCAGGGGACCAAUGCAUUUUAUCACAUUUUAUCACUAGAACUAUUUUUAUAUAAUUUUAAGAACAUACCAAAAGUUCUCGUCUGGUUUAAAAUUGUGAUACAUGAUUUCUCACUUUCAUAUAAGGUAAUCAACUUUUGCUGAGGAUAUUCUUUAUUAAAUUAAAGAUUAAGUUACCAUUAUACUGUUCUUGCCUAGGUGGAUAAAAUGUACUUUUGAUGAAAUCAGGGAAUUUUUUAAAAGUUGGAAUUUUGUUCUAAAUUCGGUUUAUGUAUUAACUGCAGCUAAUUCCUUUUCUGGCUAGCGAUAAAGCCCCAGCUGGCUAAAACUGAAAAUGAAAGUGACUUGCAAGAGAUGAAUCAUGAUUACUGUGGCCAUAACUGCAGUUAAAUUUGACUAGAAUAUUAGUUUUGUCAUUUAGAAACACAAGCCUUUGUUUCUACUGCCUAUCCUAAGAUGCUUACCCUCCAAGAUUCAGUUGGGCUAAAACAUAUCUUCUGGCAGGUUGCCUAUUCACAUCCAUUCUGUCAGUACCCCAGGGGAAUAGAGGUGGGGAAGGUAUGAGUAAGUGGGGCCUAGACAUUUCUGAUCCUUUUUUUUAUAUGCAGCUCUGUUUUUCCCAACCUGCCCCCUGCCAAUCCCUGACUCAGAGGCCAUAGCCUUGCCACUCCCCCAUCCCAUCACAACCCCUCUCCCUUGCCCUUCCCGGCCCCCACAGCCUUUUGACUGAAGAGCUGCUUUUGAGACCUAGAAUAAAAUAGUUAGUGGGAGUUGUGUGACUCACGUUCAAUUCCUAGAUGCUGUCAGGAGGGGUCUCCGAGUUUGGAGUGGAUGAGGCUUGGGAAGCCUGUGCUGGCUGCCCUGCUUUGACUGUAGCCAUGGAUGAGGAGUGGGGUGGCGGUGAGGUGUGGUAGCUGUGGCAAUGGAGGCUGCACAAGAAGGAGUGGCCACUUGUAUUCCGUAUAGGACAGGGUAGGGCCUGAAGAGCUGCUGAGCCUGUGAUUCUGCUGUGAUGAUAGUGCUCAGGAAGUGCCUUGAGUCAGUGUACAAUGCCACAGCCAUUAAGAAUUCCAGAUUUUAGUUCUUACUAUGAAGUCUAAGUGGGUCACUUGGCCAUUUUGCAGCCCACACAUGAAUUACCUUUUUCUCUGUCUGAGAACUGUCAGAUACAAACAUUUUUGUAAAAACAGGGCAGCAAAGUGCUAAUAAAAAUGCACGACAAAAUCUGUAUCCCAUUAGAUGUGUUAUAUCAAGAGUUUAUUUUCAUCCUUGCACUGAAAGUGAUCAUAAAUCAACUUGUUAAUUUUGUUUCUUGACCAUGGCUGUGUUCUGACUCCAGAUGGUAGAGAUUCCAAAUGAUGGUUCUGUUACAACUCAGCAGAAAAGGCCAGUGCAGAUAUUUUGAGAUCUUAUAGAAUAACUCUAAACAUGUACUGAAGCUUCUUGUGUCUGUUUUGGAAUGCGGAAUACCCAUGGGUCCUCUCUCGAGGAAUGCUGGACUUCUGGACAUCCUGAGGACUGUCAGUACAUUUAACUUUUCAAUCCCAUUAUGCAAUCUUACUUGUAAAUUUUUUAAAAUGUGGUUAAUAACAUUCAGCCUGUUUCUUAGAGCUUAAAAAGAACUUCAAUGAAUUUGUUUUUAUUUUUUAACAUGAUUUGUGAAUUGAAUAUCAUGAAACCGUGUUUUGAUAUCCCUUUUUCACAUUGUGCCAAUGGAAUGAUUACAGAGGUGUUUGAUAUUUCUUUAUAUGUCAAGGAGAUGCUUCAAAAUGCCAAUUGCUUUAAACUUAAAUUACCUCUCAAGAGACCAAGGUACAUUUACCUCAUUGUGUAUAUAUAUAAUGUUUAAUAUUUGUCAAAGCAUUCUCCAGGUUUUCAGUUUUGUUUCUAUAAAAUAUGGGUAUUAUGUUGCUAAAUUACUCAAAUGGUACUGUAUUGUUUAUAUUUGUACCCCAAAUAACAUCAUCUUUACUUUCUGUUUUCUGUAUUUUAUUGUAUUUGUGCAAAAUUCUUUUGGCUUUAUUAGUGUAUUAUCUACCCUUUCAGAUAUGUACAGAAAAUGUCCAUAUAAAUUUUCAUUUAAGUUGAAUGAUUUUGAGAAACCUGUAAAAAGGAGAGAAAAACAUAAACUGCAUUUCUCCAUAAGUUUUUUAAAAUUAUAUAUAUUGUAUUUGUAGUAAUACUCAGAAUGAGCUGUAAAUAGAAGUAGAUGAGUGAUGCUUAUGUUAAGUCCUAACACUACAAUAGAGAAAUUGAAGCAAUGCAAAUAAAUUACUUUUUAUCCCAA